This is a messenger RNA of [Torrubiella] hemipterigena, 7178 nucleotides long. The record is from the annotation of a GenBank genome assembly. Lineage: Eukaryota; Fungi; Ascomycota; Sordariomycetes; Hypocreales; Clavicipitaceae.
UGUUUUUGGCGUAGCGUAGUGGUUACGUGGUGUCAGAGGCACGUUUUCAGGUAUGAGCAGGCCGUGCCAGGCCACAUGGCAGAUCCGGGUUAAAGGGGUGCUAAGGUAAGCAUACGACGAGAACUGGAUCAGGGUGUUUGAUUAACGUUGAACGAAGGCCCUAUAUUCCUUCGAGCCAACGUUUGGGAGCACGCUCCGGGAAUGGCGAUAACGGUGCACGUUGCGUCGACAUGCGGCAUGUAUCGGCACUGUCUGUUGGCAUGGCCAUUCUGUUCGGUUCUAGCCUUCGUUCCUCUACAGUAGUUUUUGUAGCAUCUUUUUGUUCGAUAGACGCUGUUGCCGCACCUGUCUUGCUUAGCCUUGCUGUUUAUCUGUGGCCAACUGAAAACCGUACUGGCUUAACGGGCGCGCAACAGCCCAAUUCCUGUCACCAUUCAGCUUCAAACCAGCCAAUCAAUGUCGGACCAAGACCAGGCUGUCCAAAAAUAAAUGGACUACAGUACGUUAAGCUAGCGUUUAUUGCAGAACCCACCAACCACUGUCCGUCGUUUACAGUGGGCAAAAAAAGCCACUGGCGUAGUUGCAAGCCUGAUUUUGCUGCACAUCUCCCCACUUCACCACAAACUAGCAAACUUGACAGCAGCCAGAGCAUCAACGGCGCCCACGUGACUGGACACCGGGCGCUGCUUACUGUUGGCUGCCGUCUUAUCCGCCCAUCGCCGGCAGCCUGGCCACCCAACCAACUCCAUCCUUGCUGCUCGCAUCUCACGCCGCUCCCCUGCGUGCUAUUUUAUUAUUUUUAUUAUCCUUUUUCUUUGUAACCCGCUUCUUAUUCCCCUGCUCCUCACAGCUACCGCCAUCAGACGCCCCAUCUCACUUCUUACUGUCGACCCCGACACUUAUAGAGACCGCGUUUUCCGUCCUGGUCUGUCGUAAUGCUUUCUAUUUCAGUCCGACUUUCCCGCACGACACUCUCCAUCUAGCUGCUGCUGCUCAGACCCUUGAUGCACAGCAUACUCGCAGGGAACAAUUUGAGAAGCAGAAUAGAAGCCCGCCUUCCAUUUACGUCUCUCUGAGCACAAGCCUGCCAGCCAGCCCGCCAGCAAGCCAGCCUACCGUUGGCCCCCUCCUGCCCCUCCUCCUCUAACCCCCCCUCCAUACCUAUCACCAUGGUCUACUACGGCCGUCCAUCGACUAGCUGCCACAACUGCAGAGCCAAGAAGCGACGAUGCGACAAGGCUGUACCUGAAUGUGGACAAUGCCGUCGUCUCAAGCAACCAUGCCCUGGUUACAGAGACCCCUCUGGCCUCAUCUUCCGCGAUGAGAGCAGUCAGGUCAUCGACAAGGCCAGAUCGAAGGUAUCGAAGAAGACAUCGGCCCCAGCAUCAUCCUCAACGGCGGCUGCUGUCAAGCGUCAAUUGUCUGCAGAGCCUACCAAGCUCCGGACCUCGAGCCAGGGCGAGUCAUCACCGCACAUCUCCACAGUGGAAGAGCUGUUGAGCGAGGCUGGUGACAAUGUCUUUUCGAAUAACACAUUUGAUCUCGAUCUGCUUGGAUUCCUCAGCCCCUUCAACGCCGACCCGGAUUUAUUCCCUGUCAACCAAGGCUCCGAUCCUAUCCUUGGUCCUGGCGAUAGUGCUACAGCAACCUCAUCAACGGCAGCCGGCCUCGAUGAGGUUACCAUCCAAGACAUUGCUGACGACAUGAGCAGCCGCCGUCCAGGUUCUAAUGCAGGAUCAACAACCGUUGUGCAACAGCAACGGAUGCCCAACCAGCAACAAAUCACGCCGCAACAAGAGGCCAUUUCAAGGCCAUUCUCCUUGCCGCUUGACAUGAUGGGUCUUAACUACUUCUUAUCUCACUAUGUCGUUCGCCAGUCUGGCCCAUCAUCCGGCUUUCUUGACUACACAUUUAACAUCCUCUCCAGAGAAGACGGUAAUGACUUGCUGGAGGGUGCUAUUUUAGCGCUUGGAUUCAGCGGUCUUGCCCACACGACAAGGCAGGGCGACUUGAUGGCACGCUCUGUAAUGAUGUAUACACGCACUAUGGAGCGGGUCAACCGUGCCCUGACCGACCCUCAGGCAGCGCGACGAGACAGCACAAUUGCUACUGUGCUUAUUCUCUCGCUCUACGACUUUGCCAAAUCCUCCCUCGAGGGUUGGAAGCUCCACAUUGAGGGAGCCACCUCACUUCUGACGCUUCGCGGCAAAUCCCAAUUUUCACACCCCAUUGGCCUUCAGAUCUUCAAGGAUGUAUUUGGUCAACUCUUGGUCAACUGCCUUCGAGUGGGUUGCCCUAUGCCUGGUGCAUUGCGCAUGUUGCGCAUCGAGGCUGCCAAGGCGAUUAGUGUUUCCGAUCCGUACUGGGUUGCAAGCAGCGCCAUGGUUGAGCUACUGGAUCUCUAUCAGCACAUUUCUCCGGGCGGGUACACCUAUGUGGCCAACAACUUUCCCCCACCAUCCACGUCUGGGGCGGCGGGCCCCAAGCCGCAUAUGCCCGUACAGGAUUUGGAGCGAUACUUGUCGCAAGCUCUGGAAAUUGACCACCGCCUCCAGAGCACGUUCAGCGAAGUCGGGCCGGAAUGGCAGUACACUGUCAUGCCAACGUCCCCUGGCGCCGUUGCGGGUGCUCGCGUGCUAGGAGACAUCCAAUACAUUUACCCUGAUGUUGGCGUUGCCAGCGUAUGGAACAGCAUGAGAACCUGCCGCAUCCUGGCCAAUCACGCCAUCAGUCAUCUGUUGCUCCGCGGAGCAAACACUGACAGCAACUGGUUCUUCUCCAACAGCUAUGCUGAGCGCCUGCAGCAGGUCACCAAGAACAUGCAAUCUUUGCGCGACGAUCUUAUCUCGACCGUUCCACAGCUGAUGGGCUAUGUCAGCGCGCCAUCACAGCCCCAACACCAGGGUUCAGCACACCAGGCACGAAACAAAGGAUCGACACCAGUGGCGUCUGACUCUGGAAUUGACAUUGCGGAUAACUCUUCUGCUUCGUCCCCUUCCUAUUUUCCCGCGUCUGUCUUCUUUGGCGAGCAGGUUACGUAUUCCGGAUCUGCUAUUGGUGGCUAUUUGUCUUGCUGGGUGCUGCUUAUGAUUGGGUGCAUGCACAGUCUUACCGAUGAGACACGUGCAUGGACUGUUGCUCAGCUCCGCCAUGUCAGCACGCAACAUGGUCUGACCCAGGCUGAGCAUUUUGCUACCGCUAUCGAGACAAACAACUUCCGCCCGCCUCUGAGGUAACCUAGACGGGAGCUCCUAUUUUACCCAUUUUUUAUUUGAUUCUUUUUGGCGUUUUUCUUUUUCGGGUUGGGUGGGUAAAUUCAAGCAUUCAAGGAUAUUAUGUACUAGGUUCUACAAUUGUUUUCUAUUUUCCCGGAAAAUUUUCCGUCUUGCAUAAAAAGAGGCAGGAUUUGGGCAACCAAUUGGUUUAAUGUUAUUCAUUUCAUGGAGUUUAUGUUAUUUACAAGAUACCCUUUUUUGUGUCCCGAUCACCACAUGACUCCUCCUACUAAAUUGCAACUUGUGUCUAUUACUGCCCCAUGCGCUAAACUUAAAUUCGUCUUACAGUCAGCACGGCACAACGCUACAAAUGAAGGGCGCGGUUUCAAGAUUGAAUAGCUAUUUGCAUGAAAAUACAAUCAUAAAGGAAAUGAUGUAGGAAGACGUAAAAAAAUAAACCCAUCAUACUAUAUAUACCAGUGUCAAUGUUAAGUUAGCAUCCGUGCUAACUUAUUACUCUGUCAUAUCCAUCGCGUCAGCAGGCUGCACAAGCUGCUUAGCGGGGUUGAAUUCGCCAUCCGGGUUGGUGAGAAUCUGAACAAUGCUCUCAUUGAAAGCAACUGUCAAGCCUCGAACCCACUCCGGGGUCAUGAACUCGUAGCCGACCCAGCUCUGGCUGUAGGAGCAGCGGAGCCGAAGCUUCUCGCUGGACAAUUCCUUGCCUGGCCAUAGCUCCAGCAAGAUGGGGGUGCCGGCAUUGGUCUCUCUCCAUGGCUUGAGCAUAUUUUCUUCACGGUUAAAGCCAGGCAUAGCAUCCGGGUCCUCGUUGCCCGUGGGGGUCUCCUUGGGGAAUGCUUGAAGGAUGAGUGUAGAGUCGAAGCGUCUCGUAGACUUGGCGAACAAGACGCUCGGGCAGGGCAUCUCGGUAAAUCCAAGACAUUCUGUGUACUGCGUAAAGAGGCGCGAGCAGAUUUCUCGGUGAGUGAGACGCUUGGCACCAUCAAAAACGAUGCGCGUAGGCAGAGCGUCAAGCAUCAGAGCAUAGACUUGUAGGGAGUCUGGGGUAUGGCGGCCGUGGAAAAUGCUGCCAAACUGAACGUCCAAGUCUCUGGCUGCAUCAUCGUUUGUCUUGACUAGAGUCUGGCACAAUGCCAUGGCCCAAGCACCCUGCAGAACAGCCAUGGGCGUGUAGAGACCCUGUGUGUUGCAGAGCGUGAAGAGUUCGUCGAUGCUAAAAGCACACACUAGCUGCUCGCUGGCAACUCCAACACCAGUGUCGUUCGAGAUGAACUCGGCAUUACCAGAGGGAAGCAGCUCCUGGCCAGUGACGAAGUUGGGCUGUCCAGCCAUUUGCUUCAUCCAGAAGAGUGUCGUGCUCAGCCAGUCGGUGCCAAAGUGCUCUUCGACAGGAAUGCGGACGCCGCCGCUGGGGUGCUCGGGAGCCGGCUUGCCUGCAUAGAUCUGUGCGACAUCGCGGCGCCAGUUCUCAAUGCUCAUGCCGUCGUAGGUGAGAUGAAACAUAGAGAAGAUGAUGACGCAGUGCUUGUUGUCAGCAGAGCGUACAAAUGUGGUUACUGAGCCAAGGUUGUACAUCCCAAAGAACUCUUCGGCUGCCUUUUGGGCAUUGUUAAUGGUUCUCAUCCAUAGGCUGUUGGGGCGAGUAUCGUAGACGGGCACUGUAGUCUUAACAAUAGGAAGAGUUGCAGCCUUGGAAUUCUUAGAUAGCACUACGCCAGCAAAAGGUGCCAAUGGGUGUUCAACGGGAACCCAGACGGUGCGGAAGGCAUCGCGAGUCUCCAUAGCAGCUAUCACCGCCUUUUCUAGACGGUCUGCGUCAAUAGCCUCCGGUACCUCAUAUGGGAAAUGCUCAACCCAGGCUUUGGUAUACUUAAAUACCUUAGCCUCUUCAAUCAUAGCCAGCAUGCGAGUUUGAAUACCCGUAGCGGGAAGGACAUCUUCAAUCUCCUCAUCGGAGACACCGAGAGCCUCAGCACAAACGGGACGGCAGUGGAAGUUGAAGUGCUUGAGCUUAGCACCGACGGGGAAUGUGAGAAACUCCUCCUCAUCCUCAAACUGAACAACUUCGUCGUCAACGGCAGUUUCAGCAGCAGCCUCAGCAACUUCCUGGGCAUGCGCAUCCACGAUAGACUUGACCACACUGUCGAGUGUCUUGCCUCCAAGGACAUCCUUCAUAGCUAGGCCGUAGACAUCAUGGGCGCGAAGAGUAGACAAGAACUUCAUGGCACGCAGACUGUCAAGACCCCAUGAGUUAAGCGGUUGAGUAACAUCGUUGUUGACAACAUGCUCUCCAAUGACAAUCUUGAGAGUCUCCAUGACGAGACUGCGAACGCUAUCAGCAUUUGCCAAGUCAACUGUGAGCUCGUGGAUCGAGGCAGUCGGAGUAGGUUCCUUUCGCAUGCUGGAGGCACCAAACUGUUCCAGCGCAGUCUGCUGCAGCGCUUUUCGGUUGACCUUGCCGUUGGGUGUGCGAGGAAUGACGGGGAGAACUGUGUACUCUCUGGGACGCAUCCAAUCCGGGAGGUUUUGCUCAGCCAUGGCGCGGCACUGAGCAAUGACCUGUUCGGUAUAUGCAGCGUCGGUGUGGUCACCAGUUAAAGACAUGUAGGCGGCAAGGAAGCUUCCGUCAAGAACAACGGUGGAAAUCUCUCGGAUGUCCUCGACGCGGGCAAUGGUAGACUCGAUCUCACCGAGUUCUACACGUUUGCUGUUGAGCUUGACCUGUUCCAUGUUGAGACGGCCAAGGAUUUCCAGCUUAGCGGCACCGUCGGGGCCCCAGACAAUGCGGCCCUUGUCGCCAGUUCGGUAUAGUUCACCCAUGCCGAGGCCGUUGGUGAAGGCCUUUUCUGUCUCCUCGGGUCGGUUCAGAUAGCCGUAGCCAACCAUGGGGCCACCAAAGGCAAUCUCACCAGUCAGGCCAACAGGAACCUCCUUAAGCUCAUCCGAGUUGGAGUCAAUGAUGACUCCAGAUGCGCAAGAAAAGAUGUUGCCGACAAUGGAACCGCGGGAGCCAAGUCCGGCUGUCUCAGCCGUCAGGCACAUUGUAGUCUCGGUCGGGCCGUAAAUGUUGAUGACACGCUUGGGGGUCUCGCCGGGAGGGCAAGGUCUGUCGUAGGCAAAGUUUUCGAUGGCAUAUUUGUUGAGAUACUCGCCGCCGGAAAUAAUGGUGGUCAAGGUCGGUAGCUUGGAAGGACGCAGCAGAGUGGCCAAACUAGCCACUGUAAACAAGCUAGUGGCUUUGAAUGUGUUGAUGGUGCGCUCAAUGUCGCCGAGCAUAAUCUGGCGCUCAGCAACACAGACGGUACCACCGUAGCCUAGUGUGAGGGUAAGUUCGAGCAGGCAAAGAUCAAAGGUAGGCAUGCCAAACUGCAGCCAGCGGAGCUCAGUUCCGGUUGGAAGGUCAAAGACUUCGGCGUGGCCAUUCACACCACAGGUGCCAGAAAGAUGAGAGAUGAGGACACCCUUAGGCUUUCCAGUUGAGCCACUGGUGUAGAGAAUGUAAGCAAGAUCUUGCUCAGUAGGGGGGUGUCGCUGGAUGCUGGAGGGAUCCGUGUUAAUCUCCGGUCGGUUGGCGCGCCAUCCGGUGAUGUUGCGGAUGUUGAACCACGUCUUUUCCUUGAGAGCUCUGUUUACUUCGUUAUCCUCAGAAAGAUCGACCCCAGGGAAGGGGACGUCUCCAACACCAAGAACGACAGAAGCCUUGGAGUCAUCGAGGACAUCAAGAAGACGUUGAGGGGGCGCAUCGAGAGGAAGCGGGCUAAAUGCAAAACCAGCCUUCAUAAUACCAAAGAUACCAAUGUAGAGGUCAGGCGACGAGCCGGCAAAGAUUGGAACCGCUCGCUGGUUGCGGAAAGCUGGCGUCCAGGCAAUCUCACGCUCAAUGAGGGUGAGCUCAUCGGCAACGACUUCAGCCUUGGCAUUGAGCUCGGCAUAUGUGAUCUUUUC